AUGCAGUUACGAUUUGUGGAAGCAACCAUUUCUGGUGAUGUUCGACCUCAUGGAAAACACUUAUCUGAGCUCGAAAGUGACAUGCGAUCUAUGGGAUUUGAAGACGAUCCAGUAAAAUCAUGGAAAAAUGAGGAAGCGAAUUUAUCAUAUCUGAUGAAUAUGCCGUUGAGUCGUUUGACGAUAGAAGAAGUGGAGAAACUCCAAAAUCAGGUCCAAAGUAAUCGUGAUAAGCUGAAUAAAGUAACGCAAACGUCAUGGCAGGAUUCUUGGCUAGCCGACUUGCAAGCUUUGGAAAAAAAGCGAAACAUUCGUUACGAUACGACUCCAAGUGAACAGCUACUACGUCUUCUUCGUAGAGAAGUUUUUUUCUCGAGGUUAAACUUUAUCGGAUGA
Messenger RNA from Haemonchus placei, 393 nucleotides. The record is from the annotation of a GenBank genome assembly. NCBI's taxonomy places the organism in Eukaryota, Metazoa, Nematoda, Chromadorea, Rhabditida, Trichostrongylidae.